Molecule: messenger RNA, 3268 nt
Organism: Pangasianodon hypophthalmus (striped catfish)
Lineage: Eukaryota; Metazoa; Chordata; Actinopteri; Siluriformes; Pangasiidae
Product: TLC domain-containing protein 1
Exons: 4
Coding region: 776-1552 (258 amino acids)
Biological process (GO): regulation of membrane lipid distribution; membrane assembly; plasma membrane organization
Cellular component (GO): plasma membrane
Source: RefSeq, a predicted model, not a curated record
UGUUUAGAUACUGCUCGUUCAUCAUGCAUGACGUAUGACUAUUCUCACCACCCUUCCCCCACUGAAAGGGAGUGGGGACUGGGGAGAAAUAGUGGUUUCUCUCACACACACACAUCCCACACAUAGACACACUUGCUAUAUGUCUGUCUCUCUUUAAUACGUGGGUGUUAGAUUUAAGUGACAAAAUGUACGUAGUGCUUGUUUAAGCUCAUUUCUACAGCACUUCAUUGGAAUUCACCACUGACAGCAGCAAAUAAAUGGUGAACUGCGUGUCUCGUGACAAUGCCUGCAAUUUGUCCACAACAAACACAUAAACAACACAUUGUUGGGUGGGAACAAUCAGCCAUUUUGUCUUGCCGUUUCAGCGCUUUGAAAAAUGUGAUGGCUUCUGGCUCAGACAUCCCUGUUAUGAUUUCAUGAAAUAAUGCGACGUAGCUCCUCCUCAGUGCCUGGCCAUUUUUGAGCUCACACCCCUCCCUUUUCUCCUCUCCUGUCUUCUCCUCGCUCUUCUCCACUCCCCCUCUUUUUCCAUCACCCCUCUCACACCACUCAGCCUGCAGGAGCUGCAGCAGCACAAGUCUUCUCAGCACAAGGGAGGGGAAUAAUGCACAGAAUUAAGACUCCCUCACUGCCUCAGGGAGCUGAGAAAUGCAAGACAAUGUGUGACGGCUAAUAAAGAAUACAAAGAGGGGCAAGAAAGACCAAACAGUGAAGGGAUAGCCUUAGGAAGCCCAGAGCACACCACAGGGGACGUUACGAAGGAAGGCGGGAGAAGAUGGAUGGAAUAUUUUUAAUGGUGGAUCAGAACCCUGUUUUCUCUGUGUUGUUGUUCUCACUCGUGUUCAGGGUGGUCCAUCACCUCCUGAGGAAGCUGCCCCUGCCUAAAGUAGUAGAGCAUGAUGAGCUUCGCUCCUGGAAGUGGAGAAACCUCAGUGUGUCUCUGGUCCAUUCACUGCUCACCGGCCCAUGGGCCAUCACCUGUGUGAGCCUAUGGCCAGAGACGCUGAGGAACAUGCACUCUUUCUCCACACCAGUCUGCUACCUGCUUGUGAGUGUUUCAGCAGGUUACUUUGUGCAAGAUGCCGGUGACAUCAUAUUUUCAGGCCAUGCCCUAGGAUCAUGGGAGUUCCUGCUCCAUCACUUCUUGGUGUUGUGGUGCUUCCUGUACAAUCUGUACACCCAGCGCUAUGUGGCUGGAGCAGUGGUUGCCCUCCUGGUGGAGGUCAACAGCAUGACCCUGCAUGCACGGCUGCUGCUGAAACUGGCAGGAGCCCAGGGGUCACGGCUCUACCAUGCCAACAAGUUCCUCAACCUUUUCACGUAUGUCACCUUCCGUCUAGGUGCCCAGUUUUACAUAACCUAUUAUAUCAUCAUCAACUUCUCCUUGCUGCAACAUGGCAGCUACUUCCUGCUCACCGUGCUCCUCAUGGAUACCAUGAUCCUCAUCUACUUCUACCGAUUGCUCAGGGCUGACUUUUGCCCCAGAGGGAAGGGCCACGUCAUACAGAAUGGCGCUCACCGCAGCAGCUCCUCUCAGCUCUUUGAUGACUGAUCAGACCUUGGAGGAUGAACAAAAAUCCGACUGUCUACUUCAUUACCCUCAGUUUAAGACUGUGUUUUCACCUGGUCAUUUCAGUGUCUUGUAUCUGGGCCGUAUCCUGAUAAGAAUCGUAUGAAUUUAUACCUGUAGUAAAGGCGUCUUGACAUGCAUUAGCCAGGCUGAAAUCUGAUUUCAGUAUUACACAUACUAUGAAUUAAUCAGCUCAUUACAUUCUACUUCCUGUAGUAUUCCUUGUUUUUAGUUCUUUUAUGCAAAAGAGGGUUACUGCAUCAAAAAUCAAGAUGUGUGCAUUCAAACAUUUGGCUUGGGGAGAUGAAUACAUUUACACUUAUAUAACAGGUAGCUAAAACAUGUUUCAUACAUCCUUUUGAUGUGGUUUGAGUAAUUAGAUAUAAAUCAAUUUUAAAAGUGUCCUGAGUGCAAUUACACAUGCAUUUUUUUGUGGAUAAUCUCCAUCCAGAUAUAAUCCUCAUAUUCAAGACGCAUGAAACAACCAAGUGUAAUAAAAGUCUUAAUUUAAUGGUUUUGUGUAGCCCAGUUCACUGGGACAUGUGUUUACCCUGAAAAUCUAUGACUGCCUCUCUCUGCCUUCUCUCAAGAGCUCCUCAAGAAUCUCACUGCCUCCUGUGUUUGUGCAAUUGUGAUUAAUGUCUAAUGGGGUGUGGGUAAGCUAUAUGGCCUUCACUGUCAGGCCUUGUGGACCAACUUCAUGGUUGUAAACAAAACAAGCAAUAAUGUAGCAUUGAAUGGCAGACACUUUUAAAGAAUCUUGUUAUACCGUAGAUAAUGUUCACCUUUUUGAGAUGGAAGUUUGUAAUUCAUAUUUACAGUCAUAAUAGACAUAACAGUACAUGUCUGCUAAUCUCCAGGCUGGAAAUCUAAACUGUCUAUGUGUCAUUUGAUUACUUUGGCUGUGCUUUAAAAAUACACUUCACAUAGAAAAAGUGACAUUUUUAUAUGAAGCAGCCCCCAUGUCCUAGCUUUUUGACAACUGAUUGAUUAAACUCCUCAAACACAAUCAAAUAACAAAGCGAAUUAAUUCAAACUGGUAAAUAGUGGUGAAUGAAAAUUUCUUUUAUGAGAGAAGCUGUGGCUUUGUUGAUAUAAUUGAAGAGCUAGAUACAGUUAGACAGCUAAUAGCUAGACUGGACAACUAAAGUAGCUAGAUAUCCAUGGGCCAUUUGUGAGUGCUACCAUUUUAAAUAACACGCUGACGGUCCUCAAACAACAAAGCCUGUCCAAACAAUGUUUUCUUAUAUUCAAGUAUUAAAAGCACAUAGGCUGUGUAGUCAGUAGAGCUGCAAAGUAUUACAAACUGAAGGAAUGAUGCAGUGGUGUGCUGUGUUGCAGUGUUCUGGUUUUUUUGCAUGUACAAAAGCACAAAAAGAUGAUUUUGAAAGAUUACCAUGUACAUAUACCUUACUCAUUCCUUACCUUAUUUAUUGCAGCUUGUGGAAGUAUUUCUUCCAGGCUAUGGGGGUCUGUGAAUUCAUUAAGUCACCAUUUGAAGAUCUGCACUGAGAAGUUAUUCUUUUUUUUUCUUCUUUACUGCAGAUCGGAACUGUGACUUAAACAUAAAGGGUUAGAGUCAAAUGAGCCUUAUGAUGAGUGAAGACUUUGAACAGGCCUUUAGACUUCAGAGUGUGAACCUGACAUUAUUUAUUGUGUUUGCAUAAAAUUAUUGUGAAUAAACUUGUGCUCAAAUAA